Molecule: messenger RNA, 1980 nt
Organism: Octopus bimaculoides (California two-spot octopus)
Lineage: Eukaryota; Metazoa; Mollusca; Cephalopoda; Octopoda; Octopodidae
Product: zinc finger BED domain-containing protein 5
Source: RefSeq, a predicted model, not a curated record
AACUGUAAACGAUAAGAUACGCGUGCAUACAGCCCACGCCUAUUUCUCAAAUUACAAUUUUUCAUAUUUAAUGGCCUUACAAGUAUGGAUAGAUUUCUGAAAAAACGUAAGUUAGAUACAAAUGAAGAGAUGCAGGGUCUGAGGCAGUCUGUUGAAGCCGCAGCCACUGCCAAUGAUGCUGCCUCGUCGAAAUUACCAAGAAAGGAGGGAAUUAACCUGCAACUAAAAGUUUGUCAAUAUUGUGAAAACUACAUAGCUCUGGGAUUUACUUGGACUGGAAACCUAGACUGCCCUUCCCUUUUGUGUACUGUUUGUGGGGAGAAGCUGGCUAAUAGUGCUAUGGCACCAGCCAAACUGAAACGACACUUAACAACUAAACAUCCAGAGUUGUCAGGCAAAAAUGAACAAUAUUUUAAAAGAGAAUUGGCAUUUAAUAAAAGGCAAGUUUCUAUGUUUGCCAAAAAGUUCAAGUUGAGUGACAAAGGACAAGAAGCAAGUUAUGCUGUGGCGGAGAUAGUUGCAAGAAAAAUGUAAUCUCAUACCAUCACUGAAACUGUAAUUUUACCUGCAUGCCAGGAAAUAGUGAGGAUAAUGUUUGGAGAGGAUGCUGCAUCAGAGCUAAAUAAAAUUCCACUUUCUGACAACACAAUAAGUAGGCACAUUCAAGACAUGACAGGAGACAUUGAGUGCAAUAUUAAGUCAAAAAUACUGAAACAUAAGUUGUUUGCGCUUCAAGUUGAUGAGAGUACAGACAUCACUGGUAAAGCACAACUCCUUGUAUUUGUUCGUUUUAUUAAUGAUGAAGCUAUUGUAGAAGACUUCCUGUGUUGCAAAGAGUUGCCAGAAACAAGAAAAGGACAAAAUGUAUUUGAUGUUUUGAAUUCAUAUUUAGAGUAUUGUAGAUUGAACUGGAAAAACUGUGUUGGUAUUUGUACAGAUGGUGCCCCUGCAAUGACAGGAUGUCUUAAAGGCUUUGUCCCAAUCGCACAAAAACAAAAUCCAAAUAUUAUCCAUACUCAUUGUUUCAUUCAUAGAGAAGCACUAGUUGCUAAAACUCUUGAACCUGAACUAAAAUCUGUAAUGGAUAUGGUAGUGAAAAUAGCUAAUUACAUCAAGAUGAGGCCAAUUAAAUGUCAACAGUUUGCGAAACUUUGUGUGGGUAUGGAAGCAGACAUUUCCACCUUAAUCCAACACACAGAAAUACGAUGGGUGUCAAGAGGAAAAGUAUUGUCUUGUUUUUAUGAAUUAAGAGAAGAGUUAUUGACCUUUUCUUUGCAAGAAAACCUGAAAGACUUUGUAGAAUGUUUGAGUGAUGACCAUUGGUGUUCCAAGUUAGCAUAUCUUGCCAAUAUAUUUCACAAGCUAAAUCCCUUGAACAAUGGCAUGCAGGGCAGGAACGAAAAUAUCUUGUCUUCUACUGACAAAAUAAAUGCUUUUCAGAAGAAAUUGACAAUAUGGAAGAAAUGCAUAGGAAAUUUGGAAAUGUUUCCAAGUGUUUUUAAAAGGAAUUGUCAAGAAAUUGCGCUACUGAUUUUGAACCAUUUGCACACUUUGUUAACAAAUCUUGACAAAUAUUUUCCAUCGAUAUCUGUUGACCUGUAUGACUGGAUUAGAAACCCAUUUGUGGAAUUUGAACCAUUUGAAGAACAAUUCACAUUAACAGAAGAAGAACUUGCCAAUGUUUUAAAUGACAGAACAUUAAAGUUGAAGCAUUCUGAGCUUAACCUGAAUGCAUUUUGGUUGCUGGUUGAAAAGGAAUAUCCUGCAAUUGCCCAGAAAGCACUGCGACUUCUUGUGCAGUUUUCAACCUCCUACUUGUGUGAAUUUGGAUUUUCAGCUCUGACAACCAUCAAGCACAAGAAGCGAGCACAAUUGCUGUCUGUGGAAGAUGAACUUCGUGUGUGUCUAUCAAAAACACGACCCAAUCUUAAAGAGUUGUGCAAGAAACACCAGGCUCAAGUUUCUCAUUGAGUUUUUGAU